GUCAGUGUGAAACAGCCCUUCAAGCCCAGCUGGCCAAUUGCUGCUUCUCCCUGCAGAGACCUUCUCAGUAGCUCUCCCAGGACCAGACCCGAGCCCCUUCCUUACCUCCCUUAGGUGUCUGGAAACACCCAGAAGAUGAAGGUAGACCUAGAACAGCACCUGGCCCGGCUCAACGAGAUCUUCGCUGCUCGGGGCGACUACAUCCAGACCCUGAAGUUCAUGCAGCAGAUGGCAGGCAACGUUGUCAACCAGCUCUCGGGACUGCCCGUGUGGAGGGAGGUCACCAUGCAGCUGACUGAGCUGUCCCACCAGACUGCCUAUGUGGAACACUACAGGUGGCUCUCCUACCUCCUUCUUUUCAUCCUGGACCUGGUCAUCUGCCUUGUCACCUGCUUGGGACUGGCCAGGCGCUCUAAGUGUCUUCUAGCCUCCAUGCUGUGCUGUGGAGUACUGACCCUGAUCCUCAGCUGGGCUUCCCUGGCUGCUGACACCGCCGCAGCAGUGAGCACCAGUGACUUCUGCAUGGCUCCUGACAUCUACAUCUUAAACAACACCCGGAACCAGAUCAGCUCAGAGGUGACCCGCUACUACCUGCAUUGCAGUCAGAGCCUAAGCAGCCCCUUCCAGCAGUCAUUGACCGUCUUCCAGCGCUCACUGACCACCAUGCAGAUCCAAGUUGUAGGCCUGCUGCAGUUUGCUGUACCCCUCUUUCCUACAGCAGAGAAAGACCUUCUUGGCAUCCAGAUUCUGCUAAACUCUUCUGAGACCAGCCUGCACCAGCUGACUGCCAUGCUGGAUUGCCGAGGCCUGCACAAGGACUACCUGGACGCCCUCACUGGUAUCUGCUACGAUGGCAUUGAGGGCCUGCUGUUCCUUGGUCUCUUCUCCAUCCUGGCAGCCCUGGCUUUCUCCACCCUGACCUGUGCAGGGCCUCAGGCAUGGAAAUACUUCAUCAACAGGGACAGAGACUAUGAUGACAUUGACGACGAUGACCCUUUCAACCCCCAAGCUCGACGCAUCGCAGCCCACAACCCAAUGAGAGGGCAACUACACAGUUUCUGCAGCUACAGCAGCGGCCUUGGCAGCCAGUGCAGCCUUCAGCCUCCCGCCCAGACCAUCUCCAAUGCCCCUGUCUCCGAGUACAUGAACCAGGCCAUACUCUUCGGAGGGAACCCACGAUACGAGAACGUGCCACUCAUCGGGAGAGGUUCCCCUCCACCCACAUACUCUCCCAGCAUGAGGGCCACCUACAUGUCCGUGGCGGAUGACCACCUGAGACACUACGAGUUCCCAUCCUAGCAACUUUCAGGGCACCUGCCUCCUCCUGCCAGCUUGGCUCUC
Molecule: messenger RNA, 1341 nt
Organism: Peromyscus leucopus (white-footed mouse)
Lineage: Eukaryota; Metazoa; Chordata; Mammalia; Rodentia; Cricetidae
Product: protein tweety homolog 2
Exons: 11
Coding region: 136-1299 (387 amino acids)
Cellular component (GO): plasma membrane
Molecular function (GO): intracellularly calcium-gated chloride channel activity; volume-sensitive chloride channel activity
Source: RefSeq, a predicted model, not a curated record